Molecule: messenger RNA, 1248 nt
Organism: Engraulis encrasicolus (European anchovy)
Lineage: Eukaryota; Metazoa; Chordata; Actinopteri; Clupeiformes; Engraulidae
Gene: rad1
Product: RAD1 homolog (S. pombe)
Exons: 6
Coding region: 171-1010 (279 amino acids)
Biological process (GO): DNA repair; DNA damage checkpoint signaling
Cellular component (GO): checkpoint clamp complex; nucleus
Molecular function (GO): 3'-5' exonuclease activity
Source: RefSeq, a predicted model, not a curated record
UACACUCCUGUGCAGUAAGGGGCGCUAUGGCACUUCGUUGGUUCUAAAUAAGAAGAGCAAGCCGCGAAUAAAAUUCCAUGUUCUGAGAGAUGGCGCGGCUCUUGAAAAAUAAGCUUAUAUGAGGGAUUUUACCAUUGUUUACAUUAUUUUUCACGUUAACAGUGUCAAACAUGCCACUGUCAACUCAGUCUCAGCAAGACCAUGAGGAGUAUGUUCUUGUUGCGACUCUGGACAAUGUCAGAAAUCUCUCCAACAUCCUCAAAGCCAUAUCAUUUAAAGACCAUGCCAUUUUUAAUGCUACACAGAAUGGAUUGAAAGUGACAGUCGAGGACUCCAAGUGCCUGCAAGCCAAUGCCUUUAUCCAGGCGGACAUAUUUCAGGAGUUUGUCAUCAAAGAAGAUUCUGUUGGGUUUCAAGUCAAUCUUACAGUUCUCCUCGACUGCCUCACUAUCUUUGGAGGAAGCACAAUUCCAGGUGUCUCGACCGCCCUGCGCAUGUGCUACAGCGGCUACGGGUUCCCCCUCACCCUCUUCCUGGAGGAAGGUGGCGUGGUGACGGUGUGCAAGAUCAACACCCAGGAGCCAGAGGAGCCCAUAGACUUUGACUUCUGCAGCACCAACGUCACCAACAAGGUCAUCUUGCAGUCCGACAGUCUGAAAGAGGCCUUCUCCGAACUGGACAUGACCAGUGAGAUUCUGCAGAUCACCAUGUCUCCCUCUCAGCCGUUCUUCAGAUUGUCUACAUUUGGCAACUCUGGAAAUGCACAUUAUGAUUACCCCAAGGACUCUGAUAUGAUGGAACUUUUCCAGUGCACCAAGACACAAACCAACAGAUAUAAGAUGGCUUUACUCAAACCCUCUACAAAGGCUCUGGCCCUGUCCUGUAAGGUGUCAGUGCGGACUGAUUCACGAGGCUUCCUGUCGCUGCAAUACCUCGUUCGCAACGAUGAUGGACAGAUCUGUUUUGUAGAGUACUACUGCUCACCAGACGAAGAAGUUAAUGAUGAAUGAAGGAUAUCAUAAAGGUCCCUUGACAUAUUAUGUGGAUAAUAUAUGCUGCAUAACAUAACAUUGUUAUUAACAACUGUUGUCAUCGCUUUGUACAUACGCAUUUAAAUUUGUAAUGAGAUUUUUUUUCGAUGUCAAUAACAUUGUGUAUUAGAAUAUUUGGUUUGUUAAUAGUAGUUAUGGCUUUUGUAUAAAAAAAUAAAACAAAAUAAUUACAUUAAAAUGUAAUCCACUCAUUUUA